This is a messenger RNA of Desarmillaria tabescens, 2093 nucleotides long. Its product is annotated as Cu-oxidase-domain-containing protein. Gene Ontology annotation, molecular function: oxidoreductase activity; copper ion binding. NCBI's taxonomy places the organism in Eukaryota, Fungi, Basidiomycota, Agaricomycetes, Agaricales, Physalacriaceae. The record is from RefSeq and is a predicted model, not a curated record. The transcript has 20 exons. The coding region runs from base 279 to 1895 and encodes 538 amino acids.
UGGCUGCAUCCAUGAAGGGUUCUUCCUUGGAGUAUUUGCCACCAGCGAUAUCAUAUUCUGCUCCAUUUCCCGCUCACGAUGGUGGGAGGCAGCAUCCAAUUCCUACUCGACCGGGUGAAUAUGUCGUGGUACAGUUAGUGCUUUAGUCACUCACAUAUCCCACAGCAUUCGGACCCGGGCAUAAUGCCUCACCUGUGUUUUCGCAAACGGGAUGUGAAUUCACCAAAAGUCAGAUGGUAUAAAUAUUCGAGUGGUCGUCUAAGCAUAUUCAGCUCAACAUGCUUUCUUUGCUCGCAUCGUUUGCUAUCCUUUCGCUGUUGCGACCUCAUCCUGCGGCUGCUGUUGUCGUUGAGCCAAGGGCAGGCAAGCCUGCCAAUAGUCGCUUGAAGGAGUUCACUAUUGACCUCGUUAACAACGCUUUGGCGCCUGAUGGCCAUCUCAGAAGCACGAUCGUCGCCAAUGGAACAUAUCCUGGACCCCCGAUGUUGGUUAACAAGAACGAUCUUUUGUCCAUCACACUCAACAAUGACUUGGUUGAUACUUCCAUGCGAGUGUCCACUUCUCUGGACUUGGAUGGAAUCUUCUACACCACAGAGAACUUGUGGAAUGAAGGCAGUCCUUUUGUCACUACUUGCCCUCUUGCACCCGGUAACAGUUUCACGUACACUGUUGACCUCAGUGAAUUCGGUCAGACGGGGACAUACUGGUAUCACAGUCAACUAAGUCUUCAGUAUAUCGAUGGAUUCCGGGGCCCAUUGAUCAUUUAUGAUCCGCAUGACCCCUUGGCCCAUUUAUAUGAUGUUGACGAUGAGUCAACGAUCAUCCAACUCGGCGACUGGUGGCACAACAGCACCUUGCCUAUGUUCGAGCAAUUCGCCGCCACCGGUAUUAUUCCAGUAUCUGAUUCUGGCACUGUAAAUGGUGUUGGACGAUACAACGGAGGUCCAGAGGUUGAUUGGUCUGUUAUUAACGUCAAGUUUGGCAAGCGAUAUCGAUUCCGUAUCAUCAAUGAGUCGGCACGGAAUGUCUUUACAUUCUCGAUCGAUAACCACACCAUGACGGUCAUUGAAGCUGAUGGCCAGGAACUGCAGCCCUCGGUUGUUGACAGCAUCGAAAUGUUGGCAGGGCAGCGGUAUUCUGUGGUGGUCAAAGCUGACCAACGAAUUGGCAAUUACUGGGUCAAUGCGCCCUAUGUCGGUGGAAGUCCCGCCAGAAACUUGAAUCAGAACGCUACCUUAUCCCGGGCUAUUUUGCGGUACCAGGGAGCUCAGAAAGUUGAUCCUACAACCCCCAUGACUUUGGGUCCUGUCGAUGGCACUCCAAUGAUCGAGGGCAAUCUCCGUCCCCUCAAUCCAGAACCUGUACCUCCAGCGGACGUCAACAUGACCCUCGAGUUCGUCGUCGUCGCCGGAAAAGCCAUCUGGAACGUUAACGGAGUUUCGUAUCUUCCACCGGCGGUACCCACCCUCAUGAAAGUUCUCGAUGGCGCCGUGGCUGAGGCCGACUUCAACGAGACGGAGAACACAUUCGUUCUUCCCGCCAACUCUACCAUCCAGAUUGAGUUCCCAGCAAACGAUGAUGAUGAUGCACACCCUAUUCAUAUGCACGGUAUGAACUUCUGGGUUAUCAAGUCUAACACCACCGAGGAGAUCAAUACUGUGGACCCUAUCAAGCGCGACACCGUAGCCGCUGGUGCUGCUGGUAGCAUCAUCCGUUUCAGGACUGAUAGGCCUGGACCGUGGUUCUUCCAUUGCCAUAUCUUCUGGCACAUGCAAGCCGGGCUCGCCACUGUCAUGUUGGCCGAUCCCGCUGCUGCCGCGGAGAAGAUCCAUCCAGAUGCUGCUUGGAAUACCUUGUGCCCCACUUAUGACGCUCUUCCGCCUGAACAGCAGUGAUUAUCAAGUCUAAGCAUUGAAGCUGUAGGUUCAUCAAGUUCAUUACUAGUUUAUAUAUGUGAAUUGUUUCUUUGCGUUCUACAAUAUGGCUGCCAAAGACUUAAGGCGAGAGAUGUUGUCGGUCUUACUGCUGGCGUGACUCGUCGUGCCGACUUCUAAGUCUUCUGCUUAUUUCCUUCCGGGCUCAUUAAGGAUGGA